Molecule: messenger RNA, 4152 nt
Organism: Symbiodinium pilosum
Lineage: Eukaryota; Dinophyceae; Suessiales; Symbiodiniaceae
Source: the annotation of a GenBank genome assembly
AUGUUUCCGCAAUGUCUCUGCAAUGUCCAACAUCAUCAACACCUCACCGAAUCCUCGGACGACGAAUCUGAGGACUCUGACGGAGGAGAAGGCGAAGAAGAAACUUCUGAAGAACACUGCUGCAGUAUUCUUACGGCGUCAGGGCGGCAAAAUGUCCUUCAGCACGUGUAUGCCGGCCUUGCUGUUGUGCUUGGCGUAGGGGACAUGACAGAGCGGCUGAAAUAUAACAUCAUUCACCACACCUUCUGGUCGAACUUGGUCUUGGCGUUCUUCCUUGGCUUUUGGAUUGCUUUGAUUGGGCUGCCCAACUACUGCCUGACUGCCCGGCUGUUCCUGUAUGGUGAGACGGCACAGACAGCGGAGAUACAAGCCUCACGCGGCAUUGACUGGGACCUCAGGGGAGUCCCUAUGGCAAAGUCUGUGGAUAUCGACCAGGGCAACUACUUCCCCACCCUGAAAGGCAACAAGCCUCUCUACGCCUUGCCAGAAAACUUUUCACAAGAACCUAUCUUGGCAUUUGGCGCCAUCUGCCUGCACGAGUGUGAGUCCAGUCGACGCUGCUCCAGUUGGUCCUGGCGGGAGAGGAGCAACGGUCACAUUUUUGGUGGAGUAUGCCAGCUUUAUCCAGAGGAUGCCAUUGUAGACACCAGACUUGCCUACGAUUGGCAACAUUGGAUUGGCGGAAGUUGUCAGUCCAAGGCAAAGCAGGACUUCUACUGCGAGGAGAAUGAUUAUGGAAGCAUGACGACUGAAACGGCACUGACGCAAAAGCCAGAUCUCAGGCCGUGGAACGAGGACUUGGAGCCAUGGAGCGGAUCACGAAAGCAAUUGUGGUGCGGCCUUCUGCCGGAGAAGUGGGCUGCUACAUGGCCGAAUGUUGUGCAAAUGGUGGUGUUUACUGUUUUUGGGGGCACUGGCACGACCUUGAAGCUUGCUUGGCAGGGCUUCAUAGGGACUUCCUGUGCUUGUGUGAACAUUUUUGCAAUGUCAUUAUUCUUCCCUCACGGGGGAAAGGGGCAUACAUGUACAAAAGAAGAAGCAGCGCAUGGCCAAUGCUUCGAAGGCGAGAUGGUAUACCAGUCGAGAGGCUACAGAGAUUGGAUUGGAUGGUUGGAUACCCUUGGUGUGCUCUUCCUGUUCAUGGCCUCGAACUCGCAGACCAACACCAUCAAGUUCGGUAUGUCCUGGCACUUCUUCUUCAUGAUGGAUUUUAUGAAUCCAAACAGCGGCCGUACGCAGUGCCCAGAAGAAGACAGGAUUAUUCUCGGCUAUAUUUGCGUCAACGAGUACUGGUUCGUGGUGCUGGUGACUACGGUGUUGGGUUGUGUGUUCUCCGUGGUUGCUACUUUCGUGCCCUGCCCGCUUUUCAACUCUAGGAAGGCCUACCAGGAAAUGCUCUCCACAGUGGGAGCACUCAGUAAGAGCUGGGAAGAAGCAGUUGAGUACAUGUGUGGAGGUAAACGCACGGCCGAAAGAUACAACCUUGCAGCAAAGAUCGAUGCGAUCAGGCAGAUGAUUGCGAAUGUCAAGCCCAACCUUGACGAUGCUUGGUGGGAAUCUGCGUUGCUGGGCACGUACGAACCUCGACGCAAGCUGCUGGAUCAAAUCCUUCGGAACCUUAAGGACAUUGUGGACAUUUUGCCUGCUUUGAAAUCUUGCAUACUCAACGAAGAUUUCCGUGGAAGCAAGUACCAUGAUUUGGUUCGAUCCUUUCACCCAGAGUUGAAGAUGAUGGCGCAAGUCGCAACCCAACUCACUGAGGAUUGCUUGCGUGCCAGCUAUGCCUGGCACGUAGCCCCAGAAAAGCGUGAACGGAUCAAGGCCUCUGCUGAGUGGAUGAGGGAGAAGAAGCAGCAGCUGGUUCUACGUUACGCACAGAUACUUCAGGCAGAGCUGUCCGAAGACACCGUGGCUGAGAGCAUGCUGGCUUUCACUGUGUCUUUCACAUCGCGCAAGGCUGCCGAUCUGGCGGACCUCGUCCUCCAAUGGGAUGAAGCCGGCAGCAGCUGGCAUUGUUGGCGAGGUCACAACUUCAUCCAUCUCAUGAAGGGAUGUUGGGAAGGCCUCCGGCAGACCUGGGCCCCCAGCAACAUGCUCAGUAAAGAGCACCUCUGGUUUGCUUUGCGAAAUUUUGUUGGCAUCGCCAUUGUGUUCUUCUUGGCCAUCAGGCUAGAUGGCUACGUGUUUAAGCCAUACCAGGCAACCAUGCCAGCGACGUUGGCGCUGCUGAUUUCCCAAUAUCAGAACACAGCUUUCUUGAACAACCUUCGUCGAUUGCUGGGUGUGCUUCUGGGUAAGGUGCUCCCGCUGCUGAUCAUGUCCUGGCUGUCUCUCAUGGGCUGCGGAUCAUGGCUCCGCUUAAUCGCCACGUUCCUGGCCAUCUGGUUCUAUGUUUGGAUUUUCACAUACAUGUACUUCACUUCGGAGUCCUGGAGCCUGGUCGGAUGCCUGAUAGCCGGCUUUGGUGUCUACCCGCUCCUUGAACCCUGCAGUGGUGACCUACACGCCGGUCUUUUCAACACGCGUUAUUGUGAGCUGGGACAGAUCACAAUGGCUCUGGCGGUGCAACUGACAGUGGACUUCCUGCUGAGGCGCGAGUCGGCCGAAGAUGCCGCGGUCCGUCAGCUGGGCAAGCUCCUCAAGCCGAUCUUCCUCUACGACCAGAGUGACAACAGGAAAUCAGGUCUCAAGGCCAUUCUGGAGAAUGAUUUAGCUGCCUUGCAAGAUGCACUGGAGGAGGCAGAUGCCUGUAUGGCCAGGGCCAAGUCCUUAGUUGCUGAAGCAGACCCCAGGGCCAGAAUUAUGGCAGGUCCCGCUACUCCUUUCAAAAUCUCGCUCUACGAAGCAUCUUUGAAGGUUCUCCAAGGCUGCCUGGAUGACUUGACCUUAUUGAUCAUGGCAAGAAAAAGUUGGGCAGAGAACGAAUCAGUCCGCGCUGACGAACGUGCUGUGCCAGGUGCCCGGCAGCGGAAGGCUGUGGCAUCGAAGGUCCUAGCGGUGAUCGUCCAAAGCCGCCUGGUCAAGGACCGACAGGAGCAACUUCACCAAGACGCAAAGAUUGUCUCGGAGGCGCUUCAGGUCAUCUUGGCCCAUCGCAUCGAGGCAAAGCUGAAUGACACUAGGUGGAAGCAACUCCUGAGCAUGCAGCGCUUUGGCUCAUUCUUGACGCAGUAUGACAUGAAGGACUACUGGCAGGAGGUGUCUCAGAGCAUGAAGCAAGAUGAGGAAGGUUACGAGCUCACGAAUCUCUUUCAGGUCAGAGUGCAAGUUGCAUCUCGUGCGUUCUGGCAGCUGGCAGAGAAGGUUGAUCUUGUCGCGGCUGCUUACGUUUCUCUGAAGGAGAACAGGCAUGACCUCCAGUCGGAAAGCCAAUGGGUUGACAACGAAGAUGGGAACACAGAUCAUGCAGAUCAAGUCAUCUCCUUCAUCGAACAGCAUGGCUUGGAGCUUGAGUGGAUCCUGGAGACGCACGCGCACGCAGACCACCUGUCUGCGGCGCCAUAUAUCCAAUCCAAGCUGGGUGGUAAGAUCGCCAUAGGCGAGAACAUCAAGCUUGUCCAGGAGGUGUUUUCGGGCGUCUUCAAUCUUGGGCCUAACUUCAAGAAGGACGGCUCACAAUUUGACCACCUCUUCACGGACGGCGAGGUCUUCAAGCUCGGCGAGCUCUCUGCGUCCGUGAUGUACACCCCUGGACACACACCGGCUUGUGUUUGCUACCUUAUCGGCGACGCCCUCUUCACUGGCGACACGUUGUUCAUGCCUGACUAUGGCACUGCCAGGUGCGACUUUCCUGGUGGCUCCUCCAAAACUCUGUACUCAUCCAUUCAGCGCAUCCUCGAACUUCCGGACACGACUCGCGUCUUUGUUGGCCAUGACUACUUGCCUAAGGGCGGCCGAACGCACUUCGCAUGGGAGACAACCAUCGGCGACGAGAAAAACAACAACAUCCACAUCGGUGGGGGGAAGUCGGAGGAGGAGUUUGUGAACAUGCGCGACAGUCGGGAUGCACAGUUGGCCGUUCCCAAGCUUAUCCUGCCAUCAGUGCAGUGCAACAUCCAAGCUGGGCGUUUCCCCGACCCUGACGCAAAUGGGAAGGUAUACCUAUCUGUGCCUAUCAAUGUGCUGAGCAACAAUGGCACCCUCCAUCCAUGA